This is a messenger RNA of Hypanus sabinus (Atlantic stingray), 2509 nucleotides long. Its product is annotated as disintegrin and metalloproteinase domain-containing protein 12-like. The record is from RefSeq and is a predicted model, not a curated record. NCBI's taxonomy places the organism in Eukaryota, Metazoa, Chordata, Chondrichthyes, Myliobatiformes, Dasyatidae. Gene Ontology annotation, molecular function: metalloendopeptidase activity; integrin binding. Gene Ontology annotation, biological process: innate immune response; proteolysis; integrin-mediated signaling pathway. The transcript is spliced from 15 exons. Bases 16 to 1863 code for a protein of 615 amino acids.
GUCUACUCUGUCUUAAUGUUGAACAAGGCAGUCUCCUUGAGAACUUUAUUCUCUUUUCACCCCCCCAGAGGGAGCUCGUUUCCGGGUGAAACAGUUGGCAUGGCAUCCCAAAGUUCCAUGUGCUCUAAGGAUCGUUCAGGAGGCGUCACCGUGGACCACUCUGUCAGUGUGCUGGCUGUGGCCUCCACGGUUGCCCACGAGCUGGGCCACAACCUGGGCAUCAGCCACGAUACAGCCGACCGGCUUUGUGACUGUCAGAAUCCGCGGAGACUGGGCGGGUGUAUCAUGGAGCCGUCCACGGGGUUCCUCCCAGGCCAGGUCUUCAGCAGCUGCAGUCGGAGCGACCUGGAGCACAGCCUGCGACACGGAGAGGCGAUGUGCCUCUUCAACUUCCCCACCUCUGGAAGUCUGGUCGGGGACCAGAGGUGCGGCAACCUCUACCUGGAGCAGGGCGAGGAGUGCGACUGUGGGCUGGCAGAUGAGUGCAGGGACCCCUGUUGCAAUGCCACCACCUGCAAGUUGGUGCCCGGUGCCCAGUGUUCUUCCGAUGGAGCUUGCUGCGAAAACUGUCAGCUGAAGAAAGCAGCCACCCUUUGCCGUCCACCCCUGGGGGACUGUGACCUCCCUGAGUACUGCACGGGAUUGUCGCCCUACUGCCCGCCCAACGUCUUCCUGCGCAACGGCCUGUCCUGUGAUGGGGGGACGGCCUACUGCUACAACGGAGCCUGCCUCACUCUCCCGGCCCAGUGCCAGGUCCUCUGGGGUCCAGGCUCGGUCCAGGCCCCCGACAUCUGCUUCUCCAUCAACACCAAGGGCGAUAUCUACGGCAACUGCGGGGAUACGCCCAACGGCACCUUCCUCCGCUGCUCCGUGGAGGACAGCCGGUGUGGGAAGCUGCAAUGCGAGGGGGGCAGCGACCGGCCGGUGCUGGGCUCCAACGCUCAGAUCCUGGUGACCAAGGUGCGGCAGGGCGAGCUGGAAGUGAACUGCCGAGGCACGCACUUCAACCUCGGUGACGACAUCGCCGACCCUGCCCUGGUCAUGCCCGGCACCGUGUGUGGGCAGGGCAAGGCUUGCAUUGACAGGAAGUGCCAGGACGUGGCUGUGUUUGGGGUGGAACAGUGCCUGAGCAAGUGUAACAACCAUGGAGUCUGCAACAGCAACGACAACUGUCACUGCGACGCAGGCUGGGCACCACCCUUCUGUUCAAGGUCAGGGUAUGGAGGGAGCAUCGACAGUGGGCCUGUGCAGGAGGCACAAGAGAGCCAUGCCGUUGUGGUGGCUUUAGUCCUGAUCCUCCUGUUUGCCAUCGUCGUUGGCCUCCUGUGUUAUCUGAAAAGAGAUGUGGUGCGGAGCAAGCUUCAGAAACUACGCAGACGUCCACAGCGGCACAGGGAUUCCAGAGUGGAAAAUGGGAGUUGGGCGCCUCCUGUGGCCCGAAUGCGGUAUAAACCUCCUGACCGAAUACAGACAGAACUGAGGCCAGCCCUUACAGUCAAGCCUGUCCCUCAUCCACCCUCAAGAUCUGCGCCACCUACAAUGCCUCUUCCGCCUGACCCUAUGGUGAAUUCUGGCCAGCCCAAGCGGGAUGUCCCAGGAAGACCACCUCCGCUCUGCAAGCCACUGCCUCGGGACCCAGACCUCAGGAGUAGCCAGCUUGUCUCCCGGCCGCUGCUGGUCCAGAAGCCUUCUCCCCCUCGGAAGCCCCUCCCGCAGGACCCAGGAACACGACCGGUGACCCAGUGGUCAGCGUUACAGUUUGAAGAUUUCAUUCCUGACCACUGUGGGCCUCCCACCAGAGCCCCACCACCCCCUCCGGGGAAGAAUCUCCCCCCACCUACCCUGCCCUCGGCCAGCUGCUGACCAUUGCCCCCUCCCCCAGUGACCAGGGCCGGGGCACAGCAAGAUUGCAGAGGAUGCCUGCAUGUCCUCACACACUACCCUUGCGAGGAAGGGACCUCGGGCCCGGACACGGAGGAAGACGUCGGUCGGCCAGUGGUCGUGUUGCCAGGACGUGGUGGUGGACAGUGCGACGUCAUCGUGGGAGGAGUCAUUGUGGGGACUUGCAGCGUCUGAAACUGACUGACCGCAGCUUCCCACCAUUGGAGUCUGGACAUGGUCGCCCCCUCCCUCCUACAGCCUAGCAGACCCGGGGGAUUAAAGCUGUGCCUAACUAAUAGAUCUAGCAUGUGAACGGGCCGUUUGGCCCAUCAAACCACACCUAUCCCCAAUCCCCAUUCUCCCUGCAUUACCCGCUCCCCCGCAGGGGAGCAAAUUUGCUACAGCCGACGCGUCGUCGGGAUGUGGGAGGGAAUCCGAGAACCCGGGGGAAACUCGUGCGGUCACAGGGAAAAGAUGCAAACUGCAUAGACUCGCUCGCGCACUCGUGCACUGGAGGUGGGGAUCGAACCCGGUUUGUUCUCUGGAGCCCUGAGGUAGUGGCUCUUAUCUCCCCACUGUGUCUUUUGAAUAAACUUUUAUUCAGGUGUUUGUCACUCCUGUCCAGUGA